Molecule: messenger RNA, 1277 nt
Organism: Anopheles moucheti
Lineage: Eukaryota; Metazoa; Arthropoda; Insecta; Diptera; Culicidae
Product: deubiquitinase OTUD6B
Exons: 2
Coding region: 337-1239 (300 amino acids)
Biological process (GO): protein deubiquitination
Molecular function (GO): cysteine-type deubiquitinase activity
Source: RefSeq, a predicted model, not a curated record
UAUCUUUAACUUUUCAUUCAAAAUAACAUCAAAUUGUGCAACAAUUCCUUCCUGCCUUUUUACCGUUUUUGUGUCAAACCUCGAACACAAUGCGUGUUGUGUUGCUGUGGGCUCUCCCAGCUGUGGUCCAAACGCUUCCUUGCUCCGAUAGUAUUAUUGUUUUAAAAACACUUUACGAAGUGAAUAACAUAACUUCCUUCCCGGUAGGUGAAAUAAUGUCGACCCGAUAUAGAACCAGUUGAUCAUCCGGCUGGAAGAACGACAAAUAGUAGCAACGAAUCAAACAGAGCUAAAGCUUCACUACUGACCCGAUCAGUGAAAAACUUCCCUCGCACAAUGAGCGACCCACUGCCAGAAACAGACCGGGAAGAGGUCAUGGCCCGCCACCGAAAGGAAAAGAAGGAACUACAGUGCAAAAUACAAUCGAUGAAGAAGUUGAAGGUGGAUAAAAAGAAAAAGAAAGAAAUCCAAGAGGAGAUCGCAAAUCUCGAGCAGGAAAUAGAGCAACGGCAUGCGGAUGAACUGAAUCGGUUGAACCUUUCGGACGCACCCGAACCCUCAGCGAACCAGCCGGACAGUAAUGAGGAAGCGAAUGAAGAACCUAAUGACGACAAUGGCAAGGAAGAACCUCGGCUCUCGAAAGCGCAGCGCAGAAGAGACAAAAAGGCACAGGACAAUCGGGAGCGUGAUGCGCUGAUUAAGGAGGAGCAGGCACAGCUGCUAAAAAGCUCCCCUCGUAUCUUGGAAAACAAUCGUAUCAACGAAAUUCUUAUCAAGCGUAGCAUGCUAGCCCAUUCCGUACCGGCCGAUGGCGAUUGUCUGUACAAUGCGAUCAACCACCAGCUUAGCCAGCUGGGAAUCGGUUCGUACAGUGUGCCGGAGUUGCGCCGUAUGGCUGCGGACUACAUAGAGGCUAACCGGGACACCAUGCUAUGCUACAUGAGCCAUCCGGACACGGGAGAUAUGCUCAGUCCGGAAGAGUUUGAUAAGUACUGUCAUCAGGUUCGGGCUACAAAGGCAUGGGGUGGUGAGAUCGAGAUUAAGGCCCUGUCCACCAGUCUGAAGUGUCCGAUCGAAGUCAUCCAGGCUGUCGGUCCGGCAACCGUUCACGGAGAAGAUGAGGGUGCUCAUCGGAAGUUGGUGCUAACGUAUCAUCGGCAUAUGUAUCGGUUGGGUGAGCAUUACAAUUCUACCAAACCAAUGCCACCACCAAAGCGCGACGAGGAUGAAGACGAUUGAAAUGAAAAAUCAGUAAUUCGAAUAAAUAUAUAGUAAUG